Molecule: messenger RNA, 1288 nt
Organism: Botrytis cinerea B05.10
Lineage: Eukaryota; Fungi; Ascomycota; Leotiomycetes; Helotiales; Sclerotiniaceae
Exons: 5
Coding region: 62-1192 (376 amino acids)
Biological process (GO): protein phosphorylation
Molecular function (GO): ATP binding; protein kinase activity
Source: RefSeq, a predicted model, not a curated record
GAAUAACCCGAAAGAUCAAGACUUAGGAACAGCGUCAUCAAUCCUCGAUACUCCGUCCAAUAUGGGUUUCGAGAAUCAAGCAAUAGGCGUUCAAAAUGCCUCAGCUGACACUUCGCCUAUCAAAAAAAUAGCUUACACACCUAUGAAAUUCCGAAGAUUUUCUUAUACUCCACCUACUACGCCUCCUUCUCCGACACCAAAGACUGGCGCGAACCAAUUGUCGCUCAAAUCUGGCAAUUUGGGUCCAGCAUCCAAGCCCCAACCUCCGAGAAAGGAAGCUCGACGUCACCACCGAAAACAGCCUAAACAGCAUCGAAACGCGACUCUCACUAACUUCAAGCAAGGUAUCGUCCGUAUUAAAAGAUCAUUCCAUGAUGACUAUAAAAUCCUCAAAGUUAUUGGUCAAGGCGGUUUUGGAACCGUGAGCUCUAUUGAGGAGAUAGCAACCAACAAAUUAUUUGCUAUCAAGACGGAAAAGAAACCUAAUAGAAAGAUAACGUUGCGAAACGAGUGGGAUUUGCACAAGAAGUUGAAUCACCCAUCGAUUCUUCGUAUUUAUGACUUCUAUGUAUGUAAAGAUGAAGCAAGCAAAAUGGUUAUGGAUUUGGGAGAGAAGACCAUGUUCAACAUGCUCAAGGAAAAAGGGUACAUUGAAGAGGCUCAAAUGAAGGUUUACUUUAAGGAUAUUCUAUUGGGGCUUGAAUACUUGAAAUCUAAGGAAAUCGUGCAUCGCGAUAUAAAGCCAGACAAUGUGAUCCUUGGGCACGGCUCGGGUGGUCGUGCGAUGAUAGCAGACUUCGGCAUGGCAGAGCACUUGAUAGAUGGCGAAAGAAGCAAGACGAUCUUCAAAGGAACACUUCAUUAUUUGGCACCGGAAUGCUUCAGGAAAGAAUCUCGAGAUACUGGUGUAGGUUUCGAAUUAGACAUUUGGGCAGCAGGGGUCUCCCUCUUUGUAUGCCUACUGGGCUAUUAUCCUUUUAAUUCCUUUGAGCCAAAGGACGAUAAGGAGAAACAGGUCAAAAAUACGGCUUUGAUGAUCCUAAAAGACAAGCCGUCCAUCGAUGCGAAGAUUAUACAGGGUCCGAUGCCCAGUAAAAAAGCAGCAGAUCUAUUCUUUAGAAUGUUGGAAAAAGAUUGGGUAAAAAGAUUUACAGUCGAAGACUGCCUUAAACACGCGUGGUUCUCCGAGUAAAUUCACUCGCAUUUUAUAUAACAAAGUUUGGAGGGCACAUUUUUAGGGUAAAGGCUUUGAAAGAUAUCAUUUGGAAACAAUAAAGAAGCUUUAUCA